UUAUUGGUAAACAAAAUUUUUUCUUAAACAAUGAUUAGAAUGAGUUAAACAAGUUGAAUCUUUUUAUUGAAAUUAUUGCAUGUGAUAGUGAAUUAAAGUUCUUUAUUGCUGUUCCAAUGAAUGAAGGAGAUGGUGAAACGAAAGUAUAGAAGAGUUGCUGAUCUUGCCUGACGACCUUCGUUUAUUUUACUUGUUUCUUGAAAUUUUUCCUCCAUCAAUUGAUUGUUUCUUUGUUCAAUCGUAAUUUUCUUUACAAUUGAUUGGUUGUCUCUUAUAUUAAUAUUAACCAUUCCGAAUCUACUGAUCUUGAGGUUGUUCUAAUCAGACCUCUACUCGUUAUGAAUUUACCUCAACUUAUCGAAAUUAAUGGAUAAACUUACUUAAUCCUUUCUUUCUUUCCUCCUAACUCGUCGUCUUUUCUUGCCACUUGUUUUUCCAAUCGUCUCAACUCAAUGUGAAUACUGUUUAUCAAGAAUUGUUGAACCUUAUUUUCCAUAUUUUAAAUUGAUUUAAAUUUUUAUUUUCAUAGUGAUACCAGCAAAAACAAUAAUGACUCCAUACUUUUGUACAGCGUUCUUGUUUCGUGGAUGCAUUCGCCGGGCAAUUUUGGCAAUGUUAUCACUUUUUUAUGGAUAUUUUGUAUUAAUUUACACCUUUUUUUCAAUGAUACGCUACAGGAGACAAUAUUUUCAAAUCCGAAGAAGAGAAAGUCAACCAAGCUGUUUAAGAAAUUCUGUUUAUGGUGUACAUUCAACAAUAAGAGUAAAUGAUGUUAAUUUACAUUAUGUUGCUAAAGGUAAUCCGGAAAAGGAUCUUUUAUUAUUCGUUCAUGGGUUCCCUGAUUUCUGGUUCACCUGGAGAAACCAAAUGACAAAAUUUGACAACUUUUACACUGUUGCGUUGGAUUUAAGAGGUUUUAAUGAGUCUGACAGAUUACCUUACCUCAAAAGUUAUGAAUUUGAUUCUAUACUCAAUGAUUUAAUGGAGUUUAUAAAGGCUCUUGGUAAAGAAAAGGCUAUCCUGGUUGGUCAUGAUAUUGGUGGUUGUAUAAUAAGUCUUUUUGCAACCAGGCAUCCAGAGAUGGUCGAUAAAUUAGUCCUCGUUAAUUCAACUCAUUUAAGGCUGUAUAUUGAGACCCUUGCUUCAGAUCUGCAACAAUUUUUCCUUUCCUGGCAAAUCUUUUUCUAUCAACUUCACCUAUUACCAGAAUUUGUGAUACUCGGUAAAGAUUUUGCUUUCCUUGAAAACACUUUCCGUUCACCCGAUGGAAUUCCUUUGUUAAAUGAAGAUGAGCUGGAAGCGUACAAGUAUACUUUUGCCAGGCCUGGAGCAGUUUCUUGUGCACUCAACUAUUUCCGAGCCAAUGUGGAUUGCCUUAAAAAUGUUGAUACAAAGAAAAAAGUUGGCCAACCAACGUUGAUUAUUUGGGGAGAAAAUGAUCAAAUUUUGUGCGCUAAAUUGGGUUCAAAGGAGGCUCUCAAAAGAUAUUUUACUUCUGUCGAAGUAAAAAAUAUCCCUAAAGUUGGACAUUACGCUCAUAUUGAACUACCUCAUGAUGUCAGUGAUUCCAUUCAUAAAUUCAUUACCUCUUCUGGUUAAAUACAAUACGAUGAUACACAUUCUCAUGCAUUUCCAUUUGUCUUUCUUAUUCUUCAAAGAUGUCCGAUUCCAUUAUUUUCAACUUUUCUGCGACUCAAUUCAACAUAACAGCGGAAGGCAUCUAUUUUUUAUACAAUUUUACUCAAUGUAAUCUGAAAAGUCAAUCACCAUUACAAGUUGUUCUGGUUUAAAGACAAUCUCAGGAUUAUUUUAAACCGUUGAUUAAGCAAAUCAACUAAUUAAAGUUUUAUUUUUAAAAAUAA
Molecule: messenger RNA, 1862 nt
Organism: Tetranychus urticae (two-spotted spider mite)
Lineage: Eukaryota; Metazoa; Arthropoda; Arachnida; Trombidiformes; Tetranychidae
Product: epoxide hydrolase 4
Molecular function (GO): catalytic activity
Source: RefSeq, a predicted model, not a curated record